Molecule: messenger RNA, 5905 nt
Organism: Leguminivora glycinivorella
Lineage: Eukaryota; Metazoa; Arthropoda; Insecta; Lepidoptera; Tortricidae
Gene: Sema5c
Product: semaphorin-5B-like
Biological process (GO): negative regulation of axon extension involved in axon guidance; semaphorin-plexin signaling pathway; neural crest cell migration
Molecular function (GO): semaphorin receptor binding; chemorepellent activity
Source: RefSeq, a predicted model, not a curated record
UCGUCGCUUUUGUUAUUUUUUCAAUCUCUGCCAGCCACUUGCUGCCUUGGCUUGUUCUCUGACUUUUACAAGUGUAUAACUAUUGUUUUUACAAUAUUUGACUCUUAUUACUUAGUAAUCGGUGUUUUUAUCCUGUGAGAACAUAUUAAUUUACUAGUUACAUCAAGUGAAAUCUGUCAAGUCCAGAUGUUAGAAGAGCAAACGGCAACAACCUCGUUUUGUGUCAACAAAAUAUAAACAGUGAUCGGGACGAGUUACGGAACAAAAAGCGUAUAGUGAUGAAUUAAACAAUGGUCUAAACUGGAUAUUGGAGAAUGGGCUUCAUUCACUCGCGCCACUGGAUUAUUGGAACUUGAAUUUUGUUGCGACUUCACCCACAUAACGUUUAUGUUUAACUGCCAGCCAUGAUGGGGACCAGACUGUACAAAGUCGCUGCUUUAAUACUACUCGGAACUCUGAGCAAGGGGCAACUGCCCGAAGAUGAGUUCAGGAUAGUCAACAGACAAGAUCUGGCGUCCGACAGCGAUAUGUUCGAAGAUAACAGCACUAAGUCAUUUUCGCAAUUGCUGUUCGAUGUGGCAAGGGACCAGCUGAUCGUGGGCGCAAGGGAUACGCUGUACCGCCUCUCACUUCGGGGCCUGCGGCCGCUAGAGCGCGCUGACUGGCCAGCACCUGCUAACAAGUCGAAGCUGUGCCAAGACAAAGGCCAGACGGAGGACGAUUGCCACAACUACGUCAAAGUGCUGCUCAGCUACGGCCACAAACUGUUCGCUUGCGGGACUAAUGCGUUCAGCCCCGAGUGCAGCUGGAGAGAGAUCGAGUCAAUAAACACGGUGACGGAAUGGGUGUCCGGCGUCGCGAACUGCCCGUACAAUCCGCACUCGAACGUUACCACGAUCUUGUCCGGCAGUGGCGAGUUCUAUGCGGCCACUCCUACCGACUUCGCCAGUUCGCAGACCGCUAUUUACAGGACGCGUGGCGCCUCAGCUCACAACUCGGGCACGCUCCGCACCCGCGAAUACGACCUCACUUGGCUCAACCAGCCAGAGUUCGUUGGCAGCUUCGAAGACGACUUCUAUGUAUACUUCGUGUUCAGAGAGUACGCUGUCGAGUUCAUGAAUUGUGGCAAGGCCAUAUACUCCCGCAUCGCCCGAGUUUGCAAGAACGACGGCGGCAGUCAGCUGUACCGAGACAACUGGAGCACAUUCCUGAAGGCGCGCCUCGCGUGCUCCGUGCCUGGCGACGUGCCCUUCCAUUAUGACGAGGUGCAGGGCGUCGAGUAUCUCCCGCAGGAGAAGCUUCUAGUUGCCACCUUCACUACUCCCAGAAACGGUAUAGCCGGCAGUGCUGUAUGCAUAUACAACAUGUCGGACAUCGAUGCUGCAUUUGAAGGCCCGUUCAAGGUUCAAAGCACCCCGACGUCGUCCUGGGAACACAGAACGCCUUCUACUUGGGCAAGGGAGCACUACAGAUGCGUACAAAAUCCAAGAAAUCAACAAAGUCUGGAGUACCACAACUACAUGCUAAUGCACUACCCCAUCCAGCCCAUAUCUGACGAGCCUGUCUACCGCAUCACCUCUGACCGGUUCACCCAUGUCACCGUCGACGUGGCACAGUCCAAGAAUGUUGGCAAACAGUUGGUGUUGUUCGUGGCCACUCAGGAUAGUGAUGUGUUGAAAUUGGCUGUGUUGCCGCGGUAUGAUGGCGCGUGUUUAGUGGAGAGGUGGAGGUUGAAGGAUGGGAAGGGAUUCGCGGUGCGGGCCAUGCAGUUUGUUAAAGAUACGAUGUCGCUAUACAUCGGCAACGAUAACGGCGUUCUGCGUAUCGGUAGCGAGCGCUGUUCGCGGCACGCCCGCCGCUCCGGCUGCGUGGGCGCGGCGGACCCGCACUGCGGGUGGGACGACGCCCGCGACACCUGUGUGCGGACAUCGACGCAUCUACAUGACGCGUACUUCGUGCAGAAUACUGCUAGCUGCCCGGAGAAGACUGCACCAGUGGACGGCGGCUGGUCGUCAUGGUCGCAAUGGGAGCCGUGCAUGCAGGACGGAACGUCGCACUCUGUGUACGGGGACGAGAAGCCAGACAUGUGCAUGUGCCGCACGAGGAAAUGUGACAACCCCAAACCGGUGAACGGCGGCCGGACGUGUGAAGGCGCAAGCAUAUCGGUAACUAACUGCACGGUGCACGGCGGAUGGUCGGCGUGGUCAGGCUGGUCGGAGUGCUCUGCAUCUUGCGGCAUCGCAGUGAAGUCGCGGCGACGUGCCUGUACCGCGCCUGAACCUAAACAUGGCGGCCGCGUGUGCGUCGGUCAAGAUACUAACGACCUGUACUGCAACAACCUGCCGCCCUGCCCCGAUCCAGCGCUAGCUCCAGUAGACGGCGGCUGGUCAGCCUGGGGCCCCUGGUCCGCGUGCGCCGCGGCCGGCGGGCCGGGCUGCGGGCCCUCCGCCGGCUGGAAGGAGCGCAAGCGCACCUGCACCAACCCUGAACCUAAAUAUGGCGGCGCCGACUGCGAGGGCGGCAAGGUGGACCGUCAGGUCUGCGACAUGCGGCCCUGCGAGAUCAGGAAAGGAACUGCUUGGACACCAUGGGUGCAGAUACCGGGUAAUGCUUCGGAUGGCAGUUACACCGAAAAGAGGUUUAAAUUCUCAUGUAAGGCGCCAUCUCCGGAACAAGUAAAACUGACACUCGCCCGUGAAGAAGAACGCUACUGCGACCCUCAAGGCCUAUGCGUAUCGGCAGACGACGCAGGCUGGGAGCCGUGGGGCGCGUGGGGCGCCUGCUCUGCCUGCGGCGGCGGCCAGCAGGCGCGCCGGCGCCGCUGCAGGCGGCCACCCUGCGCCGGAGCACAGGACAUGCUCCGUGCUUGCAACGUUCACGCUUGUUCAGGUGAAUGGUCGUGCUGGUCAGAUUGGAGCCCGUGCACUAGCAGCGACAGCCGCGGCGGGUGCGGCUCGGCCGGGCGGCGCUCGCGCACGCGCACGUGCCGCUCGCGCGAGGGCUGCGCCGACGCGGGCGCCGCGCUCGAGACGCGCGUCUGCGUGCUGCCCUGUGCAGAAUCGGAAGGCAACUGGAGUGCGUGGGGCGAGUGGAGCGAGUGUGAGAACAAUGAGCGGACCCGGCGGCGCAGCUGCGACAGUGGCGCCUGCUCCGGAGCCAUGCUGCAGGUGGCGCCCUGUGACAACGACGACAUGAGUAACGAACUAUACGCGUUGCCCGCUUACAGCGACAGCGUAGAAAUGGCCUCGUUCGUGAGGGCGGGAGACUCGCUCAGUGUAGGAGGCAUCGUCGGCUGCGUAGUAGCUGCCUUUGCUAUGGGCUGCCUAGUGUGUUUGGCGGGGGUGAUAUACUUCCAAAGACGCGGUACGCGCCUGCCGUGGCGACGGUCGACUCGCGUGCCUUCUAGCCCGCAUUAUAUUACGGCCAAGCAGAACAGCUAUGUCACAGUCCCGUUGAAGGAUGUUCCUCGCAAAGCAAAGCGCCAACCAUCAUUCACGGGCAUCGGCAACUCUAGCGGCAUCCUACUCUCCAAAAGCAACAACAUCUCGAACGCGAACAACCACAACAACACUGCGACCACACCGAAACUGUACCCCAAGGCCAUCGCUAACGAAUACGACUCCAUGGGUACGCUGCGCCGGCAUUCCAACCAGCCUAAUAAUAGGAACAACCUUGACAGUGAGGAGGACAAGUUUUAUUAGCUCGUAGUUAGCCCGCGGGUUUACCCGUUUAGGUUUUCUUUUUACAAUUCGUAGUGAGCUAAUAAGGCCUAGUUACCCUUCGGGUUGGAAUGUCAGAUGGCAAUCGCUUUCGUAAAAAUCUAGUGCCUACGCCAAAUCUUGUGAUUAGUUGUCAAAAGCGGACCCCAGGAGCUGUGACAAAUGGAGGGAUAACGCAAGGAGGAUGAUGAGUGAGACAAUAUAGCUCGCUCAUAAGGCUUGUUGACUCAGGUAGUCGUUAUUUAAGCAACAAAUCUUGGGAUAUAGUUUUGUCUCUAGUUUCAAGCAAUGGCAGUGAAUCAGUAGCGAUCUCGACAGCUGCACUUUUGUUGCACGUCGCGCUGCGCGUUGAUCGCGCGCGAUCAUUAGGUCUUGGUUAUAAAAACAUGGAGAUCGAUUACAGGAUCAUGUUGAAUAUUGUAAACGGGACUUAAUCGAAAGUUUUAAAUCAGUGUUUGAGGAUCAUGUUGGUUAUACAACUAACCAACUUGACGAAUAUAAUUUUGUGCUACUUUUGUAGCUGCAAAGACACGAACAGACAAACGCUUCCAGUUUCAUAUUGCAGUCUAAAUAUGGCGGAAACGUGUCAAAGUCAAGGACGGUAGUGCUUUAUUAGAUCUCUGAUGGGAAUAUUUUAUGGGGCAAUAUUAGCCUUGUGUUCCGUUGGCGAUGACACAUGACACUGGUUGCAACCGAUGGGGUUUGACGUUGUGUGCCUUAAAUAUGGGUAUUAGUAGAUAGUAAGAAAUAGCGUUAUUUUACAAUUUUUUAGCAUUGUUGGAAACGACAUGUUUCUGUUUGAGAAGCAAUAGACGCUGUUACAAAAUUAAAUAUUGACAUUUAAUGACUAAUUUAAUUAUUUUGAAUUUUUGCCCUACUAGUUAUUACGGGUUGUUGUAAAAUAUUGUGUGUUUGAAUGAUUCCUUGUAUUGUUAAUGUGAUAGCGAUUAUGAAUGAGUGAAUUUUAUGAAAAAUCCAGUGCCAUGGUGAUUAAAAUUGUAAAAAUAAUCUAUUUUUAUAAAAUCUUGAAUAGUAAGCUUAUUAAGUUAAAUAAUUACAACUGUAAAUAUUAUUGCUACUAAAAUUAGGCAUUUCCAAUAUGACAAAGCCAAUCAUGUGCCAUGUAAAUAAGAUAAAAUUAAUGUAAAUAGUAAUUAUUUAAGAUAUAUCAAAUUUAUAUAUAUUUACACAUAGUCCUUAGUACAAAAUCAGGUGCCUUGGGAUAUUAUGUAUACAUACAAUGAUUAUAUACGCAAGUUAUAGCUGAAAACUAUAGUUUUACUUAUAUUAUUGAAUGUUGACAAUACGACAUUGAGCAUGACUCAUGUUGAGUCGAAGUAUUUUAUUAUAAUUGUUACUUUCCAUUAGAUAAGGAACCUUACGUUUCAUAUGCCUAAACAAUUUACCAGAAAAGGGUCUUCCAACUUAUAAUGUUGGUAAAGUGCUUAUGCACUUGAAGGGUAGGGGUCCUUCUCUAAAGGAAAGCCACUAUUUUAUGUUUUAAGGUUACCUGAGAUAGUUGUGUCCGUGGAGUGUUGCUUUUUGUACAGGUACAAAUAUAUGGAAAAGGCAUGGAGUAAUUCCAGCGAAGAAACGUCCUUAUACUUUCCAGAUUUUGGUUAUCGAAGCAAUUGCUCCUUGGACCCAAUCACCUCAGAAAUUACAUAAAAACAAUAGGAUAUUUUUAGUAAGGCGACUGAUCGUAGGAAUGUAAAACAUUUUCUUUUUAUUUUGAUACCUUCGGUACACGGAGAUAACUGCUCCACGAUAUAUUUUUGUAUUUUUAUAUGAAUAUUUUUGUUUUUGUUUGUCUAUUAAUUUUUGUUUAAAAUAAUUAAUUUUUAUAACUAACAAUCCCUAUCGUCAUCGUCGGUUUUUAUUUAGAGUAGCCCUGGAGGUGUUUUAUCCGGGUACAUCGUGUUUUUAAGGAUGGCUCAUACAACUGUAAUGAAUGUAAUGAUACAUUACAUUAAGGUACAGCGGGGCAAAUCUCGACUGGGGGUCAAAUGUAACUGGUCCAUUUUUUCAUAUUUUACAAUGUUUGCAUUAUUAAACAGAGUGUCAACCGGUUAUAUUAUAUAUGUUAGUGUCACAGAGAACCUCCUAUAGAGUAGCAGUCUUGUAUAUUUUGUUCGCGAUAAGAGUCACCAGUGCCAGGGGUGCGAGGAGCGGGCGGGGAAUGUGUU